Budorcas taxicolor (takin) is the source of this 2400-nucleotide messenger RNA. It is a transcript of the gene AMDHD2, whose product is annotated as amidohydrolase domain containing 2. The transcript has 11 exons. Gene Ontology annotation, biological process: N-acetylglucosamine catabolic process. Lineage: Eukaryota; Metazoa; Chordata; Mammalia; Artiodactyla; Bovidae. The record is from RefSeq and is a predicted model, not a curated record. The coding region runs from base 53 to 1282 and encodes 409 amino acids. Gene Ontology annotation, molecular function: N-acetylglucosamine-6-phosphate deacetylase activity.
GGUCACGUGGGCCAGGCCGGAACCCGGCGCCUCCCGCUCGGCUGGGCUCAGGAUGCGCGGCGGGCAGGUCGCGGCGCGGGCCCCGGUGAUCCAGUUCACCAACUGCCGCAUCCUGAGGGGUGGCGCGCUGCUCAGGGAGGACCUCUGGGUGCGCGGGGGCCGCAUCCUGGACCCGGAGAAGCUGUUCUUUGAGGAGCGGCGCGUGGCUGACGAGCAGCGGGACUGCGGCGGCUGCAUCUUGGCGCCCGGCUUCAUCGACGUACAGAUCAACGGUGGAUUUGGCGUUGACUUCUCACAGGCCUCGGAGGACGUGGGUUCGGGGGUUGCCCUAGUGGCCCGGAGGAUCCUGUCGCAUGGAGUCACCUCUUUCUGCCCCACGUUGGUCACAUCGCCACUGGAGGUUUAUCACAAGGUCCUUCCUCAGAUCCCCGUGAAGAGUGGUGGUCCCCAUGGGGCAGGGGUCCUCGGGGUGCACCUGGAGGGCCCGUUCAUCAGCCGGGAGAAGCGGGGCGCGCACCCCGAGGCCCACCUGCGCUCCUUUGAAGCUGAUGCUUUCCAAGACGUGCUGGCCACCUACGGGGGCCUGGACAAUGUCCGCAUCGUGACACUAGCCCCCGAGCUGGGCCACAGCCACGAGGUGAUCCGGGAGCUGACGGCCCUUGGCAUCUGCGUGUCCUUAGGGCACUCGGUGGCUGACCUGGGUACCGCGGAGGAAGCCGUGCAGAGUGGGGCCACCUUCAUCACCCACCUCUUCAACGCCAUGCUGCCUUUCCACCACCGCGACCCGGGCAUCGUGGGGCUCCUGACCAGCGAUCGGCUGCCUGCAGGCCGCUGUAUUUUCUACGGGAUGAUUGCUGAUGGCAUACACACCAACCCAGCCGCCCUGCGCAUCGCCCACCGGGCCCAUCCCAAGGGGCUGGUGCUGGUCACUGAUGCUGUCCCUGCACUGGGCUUGGGCAAUGGCCGACACACGCUGGGGCAGCAGGAGGUGGAGGUGGAUGGGUUGACAGCCUAUGUGGCAGGCACCAACACACUGAGUGGCAGCAUCGCCCCGAUGGACACCUGCGUGCGGCACUUCCUGCAGGCCACAGGCUGCAGUGUGGAGUCCGCUCUGGAGGCUGCGUCCCUGCAUCCAGCACAGCUGCUGGGGCUGGAGAAGUGCAAGGGGACCCUGGACUUCGGGGCUGACGCAGACUUCGUGGUGCUCGACGACUCUCUUCAUGUCCGGGCCACCUACAUCUCGGGCGAGCUGGUGUGGCAGGCGGAGGAGGCCAGGCUGUGACCCAGGACCACCGCUGGAGGGGAUGCCCAGCCACAGCUGGACACUGUUGGUUGGGCACUGGGGAGCUGGUCUCCACAGAGCGAAGGGAGCCUCGGCCCAGGUGGAGGCCUCGGCCCGGAGGCGGCGGCUUGGAUAAACGUGUGCCCCGUAGGGACGCGCCUGGUCUCUGAGUUUUGCUUCACAGUGGGACUUUGUUCCGCCCUCACCACAUGCCUUUGGUGGGGGUAGGUGGGUGUUUGUCCCUUAGGGUUGGUAGUGGCCUCUCUACCCUACCUGUGGGAUUCUGGGGCUCAGUGGAGGCAGCGGGGCCCCUCUCUGUUAGAUGGAUGUGUCGGAGGCCUCAGCCCCACAGGCAGAUGGGCCAGUUGCAAAGGUGUGAAGGGCCGGAGGAAGGGGCUUAGGGAGCAAGCGUGAGGGUUAAGUUUGCCUGUGGCGCUGAGGGAAAGGGAGCUACAUCUUGGAAUGUUCAGCAGGAAAGAACAGGAUCCAGUGCUCCUGGAGACAAAGAAAUGGUGGAAGGAGCUGGAGAAGGGAGGGGCCUCAGGUGGGCACCGCAGAGGGUUUGGGAGGCAAGGGUGUGCCAUGGGUCAUUGUCUGCACUCCUGAGUUGGGUGGGCAGAGUGGAGGCCCAGGGCCACAGCACUGGACUGAGACACGACACCGGGCCCUCCUCUCUGACCUUCCAGAGAAGUCUGCACUGGGCUUGGGGACCCUGGGCUGACCCUGGUCAACCUGCCCAACCAGCAGUCCAACGCUGCCUGGAGCCCUUGGGAUAAUCAGGGCUCCAACCCCACCUCCUGACCCGACUCCUGAGCAGGUGCAAUGAUCCAUGUGCCCCUGGGGUUGGCAGAAAUGUGGGCGACCCUGCCUGUGCUGGUGGGCCACUCGAGGUCCUCGGUGUGUGUCCCCCAUCCGACCUCUGUGUCUGUCCAUCAGUGUCAUCCUAUGCCUUCUGUGUCCCUGGCCCUGGCGAGAGCCCGCUGUGCUGGGAGCUUGGGCUCUUGGGCUCCUUAGAUAGAACAACUUUGAGGUGUGGGGCAGGGGGUUCAGGGGUGGCUUGCUGGCUCUGAGGACUGUGACCCAGCAGGGGUUGGUGCAGCCCCAAGCCUGAGGUCGUC